AUGUACAUUUUCUUGGCGAGCGGCUUCUUCUGGUACGAGUGCAAGGAGGUGUGGAUCGAAGGGCUGCGCAGCUACCUGCUCGACUGGUGGAACUUCCUGGACAUCGUCACGCUCAGCAUGUACCUGGCCUCCUUCGUGCUGCGGGUGCUGGUCUCCGUGACGGGCCAGUACCACUGCUGGGACGCCCCCUCCUCGCCCGAGUGCUACUACUUCACCAAAGCCGCGUGGGACAGGCAGUCUGCUGACCCCUCUCACCUGCCCCCACUGUGCCCAGGGCACCAUGAGUGGCAUGCCGAGGACCCCCAGUUUGUUGCAGAGGUGCUUUUUGCAGUGACCAGCAUGCUGAGCUUCACCCGUCUGGCUUAUAUCCCGCCAGCCCAGGAGUCACUGGGGACCCUGCAGAUCUGCAUUGGGAAGAUGAUCGAUGACAUGAUCUGGUUCAUGUUCAUCCUGAUGAUCAUCCUCACUGCUUUCCUGUGUGGGCUCAACAACAUCUACGUGCACUACCAGGAGUCCGAGCGGCUGGGCAACUUCAAUGAGACGUUCCCGUUCCUGUUCUGGACCAUGUUCGGCAUGGAAGAACACCGUGUGGUGGACAUGCCCCGGUUCCUUCUGGCCCAGUUUGUGGGCUGGGCACUUUACGGCAUCUUCACCAUCGUUGUGGUCAUUGUCCUCCUCAACAUGCUCAUCGCUAUGAUCACCAACUCCUUCCAGAAGAUCGAGGACGAUGCCGACGUGGAGUGGAAGUUUGCCUGCUCCAAGCUCUACCUGUCCUACUUCCGGGAGGGCCUGACACUGCCUGUGCCCUUCAACGUCAUUCCAACCCCCAAGUCCCUCUUCUACAUGGUCAGGGGCAUCUUCCAGUUCAUUUGCUGCUGCAAAGCCAAGAAGCAGCAGGACUGUCCCUCGAUCCCCACCAUUGUAAGUGUCCCGCACAACACAGCGGCUGGUAGAAGCUACAUUGGCUGUGUGGCCGUUGGUAGAAGCCACGUUGGCUGCGAGGCUGUUCUGCGAGGCUGGAUGAAUGGUAAGCAGCACCGUUCCCUGGUACCUGUGUAA
This is a messenger RNA of Alligator mississippiensis (American alligator), 1059 nucleotides long. Its product is annotated as short transient receptor potential channel 2-like. The coding region runs from base 1 to 1059 and encodes 352 amino acids. The record is from RefSeq and is a predicted model, not a curated record. Gene Ontology annotation, molecular function: inositol 1,4,5 trisphosphate binding; store-operated calcium channel activity. Gene Ontology annotation, cellular component: membrane; cation channel complex. Gene Ontology annotation, biological process: manganese ion transport; regulation of cytosolic calcium ion concentration; calcium ion transmembrane transport. Lineage: Eukaryota; Metazoa; Chordata; Crocodylia; Alligatoridae. The transcript has 7 exons.